GUUCACUAUUCGCAACCGCCAUCUUCUCACUCUUCCCCCUCACAUACUCCUUCUUCCUCUUCGGUUUUGUUCCCCUUCCUCCGGCGGAUUGAUCCGUAGGGGCUGCGGCGGAAGAUUGAUCGAGGAAUGGAGAAAACAUUGAAGAUCGUCGCCGAAUUCGUCGAGAAACGGAGGAGGGAAACGAAAUUAAACCCUAGCUCUAGAAAGGAUUUUCUCGAAGUGCUUCUAGAAUAUCGUGGAAACAACGACGACGAGUGCGAUCAGAUCUCCGAUCAUCAACUCCACAUUAUCACCAUGGAGGUUUUCCUCGCCGGAUUGGAAACGCCGAGCAACACGAUCGAGUGGGCGAUGGUGGAGCUCCUCCGCCACCCGGCGGCGAAGGAAGAGCUCCGCCGCGUAGUCGGAGAAGGCAACAGAUUUGAGGAAGCGCAGAUCGACGAUCUGCCAUACCUGCAGGCGGUGGUGAAGGAGACGCUGCGGCGGAGAAGGAGCCAGCCUCAGUUUCAUCUUCGGAAGAAUCUGGAUUGGAAGAUUGGGGAUUCGGCGGCGAAACGUAGUCGUGCUGCGGCUGUGCAGAGUAGAAGCGGCGGAGGAAGGCAGAAGCGGCGGAGGAAGGCAGAAUCGGCAGUGAUUGAGCGGAAUCGUCUCAGUGCCAUUACUGCUUUCAUUUCAAGCUCUGAUUAAUGGCGAUUUGACGAAUGUGUAUAGCUAUUAAAACCCCGCCUUUAUUCAUAUGCAUGAUUCAGCAUCGAUUGAUGGAUAUGAGUGUGCAUAAACUGCAGCUGGGAGGAAGGAUCGAUUGGUUUGGACAAAUUUGCGAAGCUCUAGAGAGUAAAUUAAAACAUAAAAUUAC
Molecule: messenger RNA, 853 nt
Organism: Salvia splendens (bonfire salvia)
Lineage: Eukaryota; Viridiplantae; Streptophyta; Magnoliopsida; Lamiales; Lamiaceae
Product: cytochrome P450 76A2
Exons: 2
Coding region: 127-684 (185 amino acids)
Molecular function (GO): heme binding; monooxygenase activity; oxidoreductase activity, acting on paired donors, with incorporation or reduction of molecular oxygen
Source: RefSeq, a predicted model, not a curated record